AAAAUAACGUCACUUCCGCUUAUACAGGAAGAACACUACGGUUCUACUAACUAACUAACGGUGUGAGGAGAUGCCGAAGUUUUAUUGUGAUUACUGUGACACGUACUUGACUCAUGAUUCGCCUUCCGUAAGAAAAACGCACUGCAGUGGACGCAAGCACAAGGAGAAUGUGAAAGACUACUACCAGAAAUGGAUGGAGGAGCAAGCACAGAGCCUCAUUGAUAAAACCACUGCUGCUUUUCAGCAGGGCAAGAUUCCGCCCACGCCCUUCCCUGGAGCCCCACCCCCAGGCGGAGCCAUGAUACCCCCUCCGCCCAACAUAAGUGGUCCACCGCGCCCUGGAAUGCUACCAGCGCCCCCUAUGGGUGGUCCUCCCAUGAUGCCUAUGAUGGGCCCGCCUCCACCUGGGAUGAUGCCUGGUGGACCAGAAACUAGAAAAGAACAGCUGAUCCGAAUCGGACCAGACUGUGGCAUCUUCCCACGCUUCCACCUGGAGCCAGCCCCAGGCAUGCGACCGCCAAUGGGAGGCCAUAUGCAGAUGAUGCCCGGACCGCCCAUGAUGCGCCCUCCAUCUCGCCCCAUGAUGGUGCCCAUCAGACCUGGCAUGGUGCGGCCCGAUCGAUAGGCGCCGCCGCCCUCGCCUCCUGAGACAUGACUGCUGCUGCUGCAACCCACCACCCACCGAUCUGGAGUUUAGUGCAUUUUCUGAUGGCGGGUGAACACCUCCUCGCUCCACUUGGUUUCACUGUGUGUACCAGGUUUUCAUUUGAAGUUUUGACAAGCUUUUUGGGUGCCAUGAUUUUAAUGUUUCUUUUUUUUUUUGUUUUUUUUUUAUUUUGUACUGUGUUGAGUGAUAAAUUAUUUGAAUCCUGUUGUGCAAAAUGUUUUUUUUUCCCUGUGUGAACAGUUUCAGCCCAAAAAGCUGAAGAAUAAAUUGUGAAACAAAAGGAGUGUCUUGGGUCUGGCAGCUAUAAGAUGCUUUUGUUCUGUGCUUAUGUAUCUUUAUUUUGUCACUUCAGUGAUGUUGUAUGAAGCUUCAAUUUCUUUCUCUGACAUUUCCUAAGUAAUGGAAAAGAUUGACAUUUAUUUGCAAAAGCUGUGGUGCAGGUACAAAGUGGAUCAUAGAUGGGUUUGUAAUGUUGUACUUGCCAUGUUGUCCUCAGGUCACAUUUUUGCUGUCAGUUUUAAAUGAGACUACACUACUCAUUACAUUAUUGAGUUAAAAAAAAUAUUUUAAGAUUGCACACUUCAUGUUCUCUGUGUUCUUCACCUGGCCUGUUUAAAUAAAUUUGCUCGAAAUGAGCAAAUCACUCUGAAUCAACAGAUUUUUAAUUCUGAAUCUACAAUCUCUUUAUUAGAAAGGGAUAGUUGUCUUUAUUUCCUUUGAGCCAUUACAAAGAUUCUAGUUACAGUACAUCUGAUUCAGGUCUGUGGUGGAUGGUCUCAUUAUUAAAAACAGUAUGCUUUAUAAAUGCUGUAUAUAAAUAUAAAUAAACGCACUUCAUUGUAAA
Molecule: messenger RNA, 1511 nt
Organism: Anguilla anguilla (European eel)
Lineage: Eukaryota; Metazoa; Chordata; Actinopteri; Anguilliformes; Anguillidae
Product: U1 small nuclear ribonucleoprotein C
Exons: 7
Coding region: 71-625 (184 amino acids)
Biological process (GO): mRNA splicing, via spliceosome; mRNA 5'-splice site recognition; spliceosomal snRNP assembly
Cellular component (GO): nucleus; U1 snRNP
Molecular function (GO): pre-mRNA 5'-splice site binding; zinc ion binding
Source: RefSeq, a predicted model, not a curated record